Messenger RNA from Miniopterus natalensis, 3231 nucleotides. Lineage: Eukaryota; Metazoa; Chordata; Mammalia; Chiroptera; Miniopteridae. The record is from RefSeq and is a predicted model, not a curated record.
AUGUCUGCUCCAGGACUGUACCAGGCGGCCGCUGGGCCUUCGUCGGUGCCCACUGCGCCCCCAUCCUAUGAAGAGACGGUGGCCAUUAACAGUUACUUCCCCACGCCUCCUGCACCCAUGCCUGGGCCAACCACGGGGCUUGUGACCGGCCCUGAUGGGAAGGGCAUGAACCCUCCUGCGUACUACACCCAGCCAGUGCCUGUCCCCAACGCCAAUGCAAUUGCUGUGCAGACGGUCUACGUGCAGCAGCCAGUCUCCUUUUUCGACCGCCCGGUCCAGAUGUGUUGCCCUUCCUGCAACAAGAUGAUUGUGACCCAGCUGUCCUAUAACGCCGGCGCCCUCACCUGGCUCUCCUGUGGGAGCCUGUGCCUGCUCGGAUGCAUAGCGGGCUGCUGCUUCAUCCCUUUCUGUGUGGACGCCCUGCAGGACGUGGACCACUACUGUCCCAACUGCAAAGCUCUCCUGGGCACCUACAAGCGUUUGUAGGACUCGACCAGACCUGGAGGGAACCGUGUGUGGCAGGAAGUCCUUUCCGACUCUCACCCAGCUCCACCCCUGCUGGAAGUCCCACCUUGGUGGUCUCAUCUCUCCAGCCGCUCCACUUUCGUGUCUUCUUUUGGGGGGAAAAUAUCGCAAAAGUAACACACUUCCCAUCCCCGGAAACUGCUGCUUGGAGUUGUGCACAGAACAUGCAAAGACAUUCACCUUGAGUGCCGGGUCAAGGGCUUCCCUCCCGUCGGCCUCGACCUGAGUCAUCCCAUCCAGCUGUGGUCGUUGCCUGUCCGAAUGUCUUCUGGUGAUUUGCCUUGCCAGCUCCUCCUCUUGCCUCAGUGCGCCUUCCCCGUGGUGGCUCAAACUGAGAAGCCACAGGUGGCCUUAUUUUUGAGACUGUUCUGGCCUGAACAUGGUUAAGCCAGCCUUUAGUGCUACCAUCACGGCCGUCUGCUGUCACGUCUGAUGACAACCAUCUCGCCUUCAGGCCUGGCUCUCAGACUCUGUAACUGCAGGCUUUUCACUAGCACAGAAAUUCACUUUAAUUUCUUACUUCACUUUUAAGUACACGGAGGGACUAUCCACAGCCCCUAGAGCCACACCCUGAGGUCAUAGUGCGCGCUAGACACAUAAGAGCUGGGUCCCAUCAUCUGUCCGGCUUCCCUCAGUUCUCGGUGCCAGGUCCUCAGCCGCUUCCCAUGAAGGGCUUUUUCUUGUGGAGAAACUAUUUGUAUUAACAGUUUUUUAUGGUCUUUUGGUUUUAAACACCUCUGAACAUCAUUUUGAAAGAAGGGAUUUAUAGAACCAUUUUCCAUAACCAUAUAAUUGGUAUCAUUUUCCCAUUUGCCAGGGCACUCUUUUAUAUAUUUGUUUUCCGUAAUAGAAAAAGUAAUGGAUAAUUGCAUCCACUGCCUUUGCUUGGGUUUAGUGUGGUUCUUACAAGUGUCUGUAACGGGACUCUGAAAGUGGGGCCCCUUUUGGGUUCCCAGUGGUAUGUUUGGAAAGAGAGAAAAGCAUGUGUGAGCACGUCCGGGCACCAUGGUGCUGAAAAGCUUGGGGACCUGAACUAUUUCAUAGGAAUCUAAAGUCUGAUUUUAUUUUUUAGAAAUAUAAUUUGUUAUAUAACAUGGGAGACAUGAUUUCUAGGACUCAAGCAGCUAGCCAUAGUUCUCGGUUGCUGCUGUGUCAUCUUUGAAAUCAAGACAAAGCUGGACUUGACUUCCCAGAGUCCCCAUUUUCAUAAUAAAUAGGUACAGGGAGUGCAUGUGAAUAAUAAUAUGUAGACACCAAGCCUAGUCCUUGAAUGAAAAUCUGUAUAUUGGCUGAAAUUUAGAGUUGUAACCAUUGAUUCAGCUUACUCUUUUGAUGUUUUGAAAGUUUCAGUAAUUAUUUUUGCAACAAAUAUGGAUACCACAUCGUACUUUGGUGUUUAUCUGCUUUUAAAAAAUAAAGUCUCUGGUUCAUUUGGCGAACUACUCAUCAAUUCUUACAGUGUGAAGAAAGGUCUCGUGUGUCCAGCCGUUGUUACAAUGAACCUUUAUUUGCUGCCUAACAGUAGAAAAUCCUUCCUGAUAAAAACUUCAGACUUACUGAAUGUCCGUCGGUGUCGAGAUGACGACGUGGAGUUGGGUGGAUUGCUAGUGAGUCAGAUUUGAACAUUAGGCUAUUGGAGCUCAGUAAGCGUCAUCGAUGGCAGCCGGCCACAGCUUUCAAGUUUUAAUAAAAUGCACAGAAGAAAGCCGGCCCCAUUCAUUGCCCGAACAAAACCUGCUUUGUUAAUUGAUCAGGGUGGUUGUGAGAUGCUAAAAGGAGAGCAUUGUGACUCACCAGGAAUAUGAAUGUCAUCCUCCCCUUUCCUACCUGGGGACAGAACUUUGGGAAGGUGCAGGAAAAUAAUGUCAUGUUGGUGUGGCUUACGUUGUCAUUUCAACCCAACCUUACGGUCCGUUUUAUAUUCGUUCUCAGGCUGUUACUAAUUACAUAUGCAAAAUUGUCAAAACAUGAGCCGUGUUUCAGGGACCAUAGGAUAUACUGUGGGCCUUUUAAAAUAAUGAUGUCAGGUGCCUGGAGACCCCCUCUUGAACCUGGGCUCACCUGAGCAUUUAUUGGACAUACCAUUAUAUUGCUCAAAGGUCGGGCUUACUCAUAUAUUUGUACCAAUUAAAGGCUCUUUCAUUCUGCCGCUGUUUGUUGGGGACUUUGGACUUAGUUUGUUGCAAACACUGAGUCACAUUCAAUUAAUAAAAGUACUUUUUAUAUCUACUUAGACCUCAAAGAAGAAUUUUACCAGUUUCCAACCCCCAAAUGGCUGUAUUUCUUUUAUACUUUUAGUCCAUCUAGAUGAGGUAACCUUUUCUAUAAGUGUUGGUUUGUGUCUUGUUAACAACUAUUCAGUUAUUGCAUCUAACUAAGCCAAUUUUCAGCACAUGACUGAUUGCUGGCUGGCCAAAGUGCUUCCCAUGAAAAUGAUUUUUCUGGGACAACUGACUUCCCUAAUGCCUAUGGAGAACACUUCUAAUAGGCACUAACUACUUAUAAACAUGGCUUCGUACAUGCAGACACAAUGUGGCCUUGGCUUUCUCCCCAGCGACAGCCUGUUGCGUUUGGGAUGUUAAAAUCCUUCUCUGACUUUCUGGGCUCAAAGACCUCCGUUAGGACUAAGUGUAGACCUUGGACUUUUACUUAUGAAAUUCUGAUUUGCAUUUUGAAGCCUAUUAAAGUUAUCCUGCAUUUAUGACU